Messenger RNA from Colletotrichum spaethianum, 237 nucleotides. RefSeq lists its product as uncharacterized. The coding region runs from base 1 to 237 and encodes 78 amino acids. The transcript has 2 exons. The record is from RefSeq and is a predicted model, not a curated record. Lineage: Eukaryota; Fungi; Ascomycota; Sordariomycetes; Glomerellales; Glomerellaceae.
AUGGCCUGCCAAAUGCUCUUGACGAUACUGGUCUGCCCCUGCUCUGACCAGCCUGCCGUAGCGCUUCUGGUGGCGUCCGGAUGCCUCGCCUUGAUGGACACGCCAGGCAUCAUGCUUAAUGAACAGUACUGCCGACGGUAUCGGCCGCAAUCCAUAUUAUCUAGAACCGGAACUUUUUGGAUGGCCGACGGUGUCACCGUCAACACCGGUCGAGGUUUUGACCAGCUUGGCAGAUAA